Trichechus manatus latirostris (Florida manatee) is the source of this 5348-nucleotide messenger RNA. It is a transcript of the gene ATG7, whose product is annotated as autophagy related 7. Gene Ontology annotation, cellular component: cytoplasm; phagophore assembly site. The transcript has 17 exons. Gene Ontology annotation, biological process: protein modification by small protein conjugation; piecemeal microautophagy of the nucleus; cellular response to nitrogen starvation. The record is from RefSeq and is a predicted model, not a curated record. Gene Ontology annotation, molecular function: Atg8 activating enzyme activity; Atg12 activating enzyme activity. Bases 284 to 2470 code for a protein of 728 amino acids. Lineage: Eukaryota; Metazoa; Chordata; Mammalia; Sirenia; Trichechidae.
UACUUGUAGAGUUCUCUAUGUCUACACAGGGUGGCAAAAACUGCUGGGACUGGGACUGUAUUGGAGAAAGAAAAAUGUAACACUGGUGCACCAGUCAGGCUGAUUCUAACUAGAAAGGAAGAUCAGAAACUGGAGAGUUAGAAAAAUCAGUUGUGUCUUGAGGAGACUAAACAUGGCACCAUAGGCAGAUUACUCCGGGUGGUUUUAAAAGUUGUGUCUUAAGAUAGCCUGCAUCCCUCUCAUUGCGCAUGUUUUUGUUUGUCUGUUUUAAGCCUUAUUCCAAAUGUUCUUCCACAUCAGUUUUUGUGUGCGUAUGCUAUUUUGCUGUUUCUGUUUUGUUUUUAGUAGGCAACAAAUAAUGGCAGCUACGGGGGAUCCAGGACUCUCCAAAUUGCAGUUUGCCCCCUUUAGCAGUGCCUUGGAUGUUGGAUUCUGGCAUGAGUUGACCCAGAAGAAGCUGAAUGAGUAUCGGCUGGAUGAAGCUCCCAAGGACAUUAAGGGUUAUUACUACAAUGGUGAUUCUGCUGGGCUGCCAGCUCGUUUAACAUUGGAGUACAGCGCGUUUGACAUGAGUGCUCCCACCCCAGCCCAUUGCUGCCCAGCUGUUGGAACACUUUAUAACACCAAUACACUUGAGUCCUUCAAGACUGCAGAUAAGAAGCUACUUUUGGAACAAGCAGCAAAUGAGAUAUGGGAAUCAAUAAAAUCAGGCACUGCUCUUGAAAACCCUGUACUUCUCAACAAGUUCCUCCUCUUGACAUUUGCAGACCUAAAGAAAUACCACUUCUACUAUUGGUUUUGCUACCCUGCCCUCUGUCUCCCAGAGAGUAUACCUCUCAUUCAAGGGCCAGUGGGUUUACAUCAAAAGUUUUCACCAAAACAGAUUCAAGCUCUUGAGCAUACAUAUGAUGAUCUUUGUCACACAGAAGGAGUCACAGCCCUACCUUACUUCUUAAUCAAGUAUGAUGAGAACACAGUGCUGGUUUCCUUGCUUAAACACUGCAGUGAUUUCUUCCAAGGUCAAAGGACAAAGAUAACAGUUGGUGUAUAUGAUCCUUGUAACUUAGCCCAGUACCCUGGAUGGCCUUUGAGGAAUUUUUUGGUCCUAGCAGCCCACAGAUGGAGUAGCCAUUUCCAGUCCGUGGAGGUGCUCUGCUUUCGGGACCGCACCAUGCAGGGAGUGAGAGACAUCGCCCACAGCAUCGUGUUUGAAGUGAAGCUUCCAGAAAUGGCGUUUAGCCCAGAUUGUCCUAAAGCAGUCGGAUGGGAAAAGAACCAGAAAGGAGGCAUGGGACCAAGGAUGGUGAACCUCAGUGAGUGCAUGGACCCUAAAAGGUUAGCUGAGUCAUCCGUGGAUCUGAAUCUCAAAUUGAUGUGUUGGAGAUUGGUCCCUACUUUGGACUUGGACAAAGUUGUGUCUGUCAAAUGUCUGCUGCUUGGAGCCGGCACCUUGGGCUGUAAUGUAGCCAGGACACUAAUGGGCUGGGGCGUCAGACACAUCACAUUUGUGGACAAUGCCAAGGUCUCCUACUCCAAUCCCGUGAGGCAGCCUCUCUAUGAAUUUGAAGAUUGCCUAGGGGGUGGUAAGGCCAAGGCCCUGGCUGCAGCAGACCGGCUCCAGAAAAUAUUCCCCGGAGUGAAUGCCAGAGGGUUCAAUAUGAGCAUCCCCAUGCCUGGGCAUCCAGUGAACUUCUCCAGCGUCACCCUGGAGCAAGCGCGCAAGGAUGUGGAGCAACUGGAGCAGCUCAUCGAAAGCCAUGAUGUCAUCUUCCUGUUGAUGGACACCAGGGAGAGCCGGUGGCUUCCUGCUGUCAUUGCUGCGAGCAAGAGAAAGCUGGUCAUCAAUGCUGCAUUGGGAUUUGACACGUUUGUGGUCAUGAGACAUGGCCUGAAGAAACCUAAGCAGCGAGGAGCUGGGGUCUUGUGUCCCAGCCACCCUGUGGCAUCUGCUGACCUCCUAGGCUCAUCCCUUUUUGCCAACAUCCCUGGCUACAAACUUGGCUGCUAUUUCUGUAAUGAUGUGGUGGCCCCAGGAGAUUCAACCAGAGACCGGACCUUGGACCAGCAGUGCACUGUGAGCCGCCCAGGACUGGCCAUGAUUGCAGGAGCCCUGGCAGUGGAGUUGAUGGUUUCUGUUUUGCAGCAUCCAGAAGGGGGCUACGCCAUUGCCAGCAGCAGUGACGACCGCAUGAAUGAGCCUCCAACCUCCCUUGGGCUUGUGCCUCACCAGAUUCGGGGAUUUCUGUCACGGUUUGAUAACGUCCUUCCUGUCAGCCUAGCAUUUGACAAAUGUACAGCUUGUUCUUCCAAAGUUCUUGAUCAAUAUGAACGAGAAGGAUUUACUUUCCUAGCGAAGGUGUUUAAUUCUUCACAUUCCUUCUUAGAGGACUUGACUGGUCUUACGUUGCUGCAUCAAGAGACCCAAGCUGCCGAGGUAAGAACAAAACAGGCUUUCUGUGGUGAGGACUGAUGCGUUCAACACCCAUUUAAUAUUCAGCUUUACGGGAACAGGAGAAGGCAAUUAAUUAUGAUAUUUUUUCCUUAGAGCAAAUAUUACUAAAUAAGUCUGCUAGGUAUCAGAGUAGAAGGAACCUACUGAAAUUGCUGGAUGCUAAUGUACGUGAGUUGCUAUCUGGUAGGUGCCUAAUGCACAAAAAACUGCCAAUAAUGGAAGUGCAAGUUAUUGAUUUCCCAAGAUCCUCCUGUCCUCACUGGAGAUCUGCAUGUCUGUGGCCAUUGGAGUGUCGGAUCUAAUGUUCACAUAUCAAAAUGCAAGUCAGUUAAGACAUGGGACUGUGGCCAUGUUCUUCAAAAAGAGCAUGCCUGGGUUUUACUUUAGAUUUUCAUCAGUCUUAGGCUACAGAACCCCACCAUGAAAUGGCUUCCCCAUUCCCAACUUGAGAGAGUUAUUGUGCACCAUUCAACUCUGAGGGAAGUGUUGAUGGGUCACAGGGAGGCUGGCCACUGUUUGGUAGCUGCUUUUUCACUAUGUCUUUCAUAUCCUGCUUUUGUUUGCAAGUUAGAAAUAUUCUGCAGACUAUAAUUUCCUGGGGUACCACAUCAUGUUUUUUUAAGAAGACUGAGUUUAAAAGAUAAUCAUUUGUUUUUUCCGAAAGCUCACUGUUCUUAGAAGGGAACAAUGUAUAUGGUGGUGGAGCUAUUCGUGUCACUUAGAAAAAUGGACAAUUCCUACAAAUGGGUAGAUGUUAUCAACAUCUUUUCCCCUUGGUUGCUUGGAUGAAGAAGCUGUUAAGAAAAAUGUUGCCUGUCAUAGCGUUUCUACAAACUACAUAAGGAAAGCCUUGAUUGCCUAUGCCUGAGGAGUGGGACACUUGCAAAGUUGCCAUUAGUCCUAUUCAUUGAUAAAACUCUCCCUGGGGCUGUGUGUCCUUACCAUUGGGGGAGGCUGCAAGUGGUCAGUGAGUAGAUGGCCAGGCCCAGUACCGGUGGGAGGUGGGGCAGUAUGCUGUUUAGAAGAGCCAAACUGGGACUGGGUGUCAAAAAAGCAUGUACAAAUAACAGAGUUGUUCAAACAUACCAGGGAGGUGAGGUGGUUCAUCUGUAGUGCUAGACUUAGAACUGAAACUUUUUAUUCUUUAACUUGCUUUGGUAUCCUCUGGAUUUUCAACAAAUGCAGUCUUCCACUUAGGACCAAUAGUUAAAACCACAGGCACCCUCUUACCUUCAGUUUCAGAAAAUGAAUGGCAUCUCUGAAGAGCUUUGAAAGACUUGGAGAUCUUCCCCAGGGUUAUGAUUGGGUUUCCAGAGAGGGCUCAGAUCAUGGUAUUGACCAUGGCAGCCAUCUUGUCUCUUGAGUGGUGCUGUACUGCCUGAUGGGACAGUUCUGCUCUGUCCUGUAGGGUUGCUAUGAGUUGGAAUUGACUUGACGGCAGUGGGUUUGGUUUUGGUUUUGACACUGCCUAAUGGUAAGGGAUAAAUAACUUAUAGAUUUUUUCAACCGUAUAAUCACUUGACUGUUUGGCUGUGGGAAUUUUCCACCCAGCUAGAAAUACUUGACAUAUUUUUCUUAAGUUGGCUAGAAGAAUUGCAAGUUGAAAUUGACCCCAUAUUUCACUCUUUAAAUCAGAGCAGAUGCUGGGAUAAUGGGCAGAUUCCUUCAUUUAACCUGGUAUGUUUUGCAUUUCAGUUGGAUUAAUAGCCUUUUCAGAAACUCAAGAAGAGAAGGGGAUAUUUAAAAGAGGAAUAGUUAUGACUAAACGGAUGGGAGCAGGGGGCGUGGCUUCAUCCACAAAUUUCAGUUUUCUUUUUGAGUUUUUCUUCCAUUAAAUUUCAUUUAUAGUUUUGGAAUCAUAAGCCACCCAUCAAAUUUUAGAUUAGAGGUGGUAAGCUGGCUGGCCUAUGAGCCAGAUAAGGCUUACAGGUGUGUUUUGUUUGGCCUGCACUAUGUAUUAAAUUUGAAUUAAGCCAACAUUUAAAAAUCAUGAGUUUUAUGUAAAAGUUUUAAUUUACAUAUUUCUAGCUUCUUUGAAAAGUCAGAUCUGGCAACUCCGAGACUGCAUUUGUGAAUAGCAAUGGUUAGUUGGAGCUGAGAAGCGAAGCUUAUAGAUAAAUAAUGCACUUGAUGAUGCUCUUUAAUUGAUGGCUCUUAAAGGUAUUUGAGUUUCCAGCCCAUGUCUUAGAAAAAGAUUAUUAUUUUUCUUAAAAAUCACUUAGUAGGACUCUGUUUUAAGAUAAGGGGCAAAAUAAAAUGCUCACGAAAGGACCUCAUAGCAACAAAAAUCAUUGUCUAACAUCAUUUUAAAUUACCUUGAAAAAAAUGUGUAUGUGUGUAUAUAAGUAAAAUAAACAUUUAUAUAAAAAAUCCACAUAUCUAUGUAAAGGUAGUGUUUUGAUUUAUGUGUUUGAUUCCCAGUGCAUUCACCAAUGUUCAGUAAUAAAAAUUCAAAAUUCUUCCUUCUAUCUAAAAUGUCCCAAUUUAUUUAUUUUAGUAACGUAAUCAAGAAGAUCAAUUAGUUCUCAUCUUGGGUUGUUUUCAUCAAUCAACAUUAGAAUUGUAAAAGAGUCAACCAGAUAAUUAUAUACAAUAUGUAACAUUGUACACCUUGUUUACAAAAUAUGUAUUUGUGCAAAGACUAUCUUUAAAAAAAUUCCUGAACAUCUUUUGAAAAUGUAGGUGCCAGGUGCUGUGCUAGUAACUGAAUACAGAAGCUAACGAGACACUGUCCUGGCCCUCAGAGCUCAUAGCCUAGUGUGAGAAGCAGAGAUGUAAACAGUGAGCUCUAAUAUCAUUGGAGCCCUAGUGGCAUAGUGCUUAAGAGCUCACUGUUAACCAGAAGAUUGGCAGUUCGAAUCCACCAGCCAGCUCCUUGGAAACUCUGUGGGGUAGU